AUUCGUUUAAAUUAUGACGCGAGUUCCUUGUCUGGUUUAUAUUGUGUUAAUAAUUCAUUUAGAACGUGUAAUGGUAUUAGAAUUGCCAGGUUCUUGUAAGGUGGGUGAAUAUUAUGAGACGGGAACGAUGGCAUGUCAGUCGUGCCCUGUUAACGCUUCGAUGGUGACUUCUAGUGAUGGUUUUUCAUGUUCUUGUGAAGAGUCUAGCAUUCCCCUGAACCCUGGGCGAUGCAAACCAUGCGGUGCCACAGCUCUGGUGUCUACAGACGGUGCAACCUGCGUGCCGAGACGGUGCCAAACAAAUGCCGGGCGGACAGUGUGUAGGAGAUGCCCUGCGGAUUAUGUGUCGGUGACCCAGAACUUCGACGGGUCUCCGAUGAAGGAGGUGCUCUGCGUGAAGUGCGCGCGGGGCUUCAAGGCCGUCAACAACGCGUGCGUGCGGUGCGCGGCGUGCGUAUGCGCAAAAAAUGAGAUGGCUGUAAGAGAUAUCUGCGUCCCGAAGAGUUUCGUGAGCACGCGCCCGAAGUACGAAGGUGCCCUGCAUCCCUUAGCUUUACUGGAUAUUAUCAAACACGAGUAUCUGUGCAUUAUACACGACUACAUAGCAUGCCGCAGGCUAGCCAGCGAGUGUGUAAACAACUUCUAUCCGAGUGACGCCGCUGGCCCGUGUAGGCUGUGGCUCCAGCGUGGUUUAGUGGCUCAUAAGGGUCUGCCUCCUCUACUAAUUGAGUCGGCUAAUGACAAGGAUCCCGGAAUAGAGCUGCCGCGGGGCAAAGAAUCACUGAAACUUGCUUUCAUUAUACACACGUCUGCCGGAGGCCUGAAAAUACUGCAGCAUGCAAAGGAUGCCAUUUCACCUUGUUUUUCGUCUAUAGAAAUAACCAUAGGCAAGGAUUUUACACGAGAGUGUGUUUACAAUAUGACCGAUCUACCCCUGUCGGAUGGAGACACUCUAGCGGUACACUUACAAAGGGGCGGUGAUUUUACCCCAUUACCGGUAACUUUGCGAAAACCCAGCGGAAGUCUUGUUCAGCGAGCGACGUGGCCGUCGAGCAAGUUUCGCCGGUAUUACGUCGUACACAACUCUAUGUCUUCUACUAAUUCUACCAACACGAUCUACCUGAGGACACUUCUUAUACAUUUACGCAUGCAGAGAAGCAAGUCGCUCAGCACGCACAUGACGAUCGAAGCGCAGUACGCCACGAAGCAGACGUAUGCCCGCUCCGUCACAACUACCCUGAGGGUCGAGCAUGAGAUGCCUAGCGCUGGUGUGCUUAAAGGACUUGAGAUAUGGGGAGGAGUGCUCGGCGCUCUGCUAUCCUGCUAUGCCUUAGUGCAGUGGCGGGGCGUUCUGCGCAGAGGCGGACUCCAAAUUUCCCUGCUGCCGUUGCUGGCAGGGGCUAUAGCCGACGCAAUGUAUUUUGCGGCGUGGCUGGCGACGCUGCACGCUUUAGCUGCGGAGGCAGGCUCACAUGGGCUAGCGCUGCCGCCAGCGAUCGCUGAAGAACAUAUCAUCAGGGCGUUCGUCGUUUCAUCUAUAUCCUUAAAGGCUAUCAAAGCGGCUUGGGUAAACUGGCGGCAAUGCCGCUGUGACAUUUUCUUUUUGGAUUGGUCAGAAUAUAAUCCACCAAUCCAGGAUACACUCUCAGCUGACAACAAUUUGUGGAAGACCAUGAUGGUAGCUCGAGAAUGGUCCUCAAUGCAGACGAAGAGACGAGCCAACCCCGGGUUUACUGUACCGCUGGCUCUGAUUAUUUUGCAUCUUAUUUCUCCCUGGCAACUCUCCCUGCCCAACAGCCCAAGUUACUCCUGGGCCGUGGGUACACUCGCGUGGUGGGCGGCCUACGCCCCCGUGCUGCUUGCCCAGUGGGUGUGGGACCGGAUAGUGGGGUCCCCAACGCUGGGCAUAGCGCGCGUGUGCGACGGUGUGGGGCUCUCGCUGUUGGUGUUCCAAGAAGAGUUUUAUGCGCAUUAUGUGCACGGCAGAAACAAUGGGUCCCCGGAUGCCAAAACCAUGUCGGGCCCGCUGGAGGCGUGUCGAGUCGUGUGCGCGCCGCAACUCAGGAACGUUUACAAGCAGCUGGCGACCGCUGGACUAGGAGCUAUGGACGAGCAUGAGACGCGACAAGCGCUUCUCUCGAGGUUUUUAGCUGCGUUUUUUGAGAGGGCUCUAGAUGGUCUCAGCUGGGUUGCCAGCGAGCGGACAGUGCUGGAGCGACUGCUGGACGUGGAACUGGUGGCUCGAGAGGCUGGCAACACCAGUGCACUUCUGUAUGACCCCGACAGCAUGCCUUCGUGUUACGCCCUCAGUUGGUGGGGUGAAGAAUGGACGUUGGCAACACUGGACGCCAUGUUGUUUGGAUGCAUCCUUCUAGCCACUAAAGACUGGCUGCUGGCCGCCUUAGUCACUCUGGGAGUGUGGCAGAUAGCGAAGCAGCUGCGAGCGUGGUUCGGUGACAAGAAUCUUAAACAACACAUCGGUAUUGGAGACAUACUGUAGCGAAGCAAUCGUCUUACGUACCUCGUCCAAGAAAGUACAUUAAACGGUGAGUGGAAUCUAAAAUGAUUGUCGUAUUAUCUGCUGUUCUGCUCAAUUGCAUUGAAAUAAUCGCACUCGACGAGCUGACAUCGAGUUACGAAAAUAAAAAUUGCAGCGAUAAAUCGAAAUGUGACUUACGAUUAAAAAAUACUACGGAAAAACCUAUUGAAGUUACCAGACAUUUAGAUAGCAGGGAAUGGUUCCACUUUACCCCGGAAAAACAGGUAUUUUAUACACUUCGCGCGCCACAGAAACCGAGAGUACCCCAUCCAGCGGAAGGUGCGUUUUUCAAUUUUACCCUAGAUAUGUUUGAGACAAUAUUAAAUAAAUUACCACCUCGUAGGAUAGGUGGGUUGUUCAGUAUGCUAGGACGCAACUUAAAGAGAUCAACGAGCAGUCGACGCUCUUGUGAAUCCUUCCUGAGAUACUUUGUGAAACGAUUGGCAAGGAAGUCUAAAAUACUGUCUAGAAAAAAAGCGUCAAAGAUUAAAGAAAAAGUUGCUGGUUUCAUUAAUGAUACUCUUGAGGAAAAACCAAGGAGAAUGGAUUUUUUUCGAGCAAUGAACUCGCUGUUUACCUGGAAAUAUGAGAUUAAACUUCACGGGUAUACUUACUAUCUCCAGGGUUACGCAAAGGGCAGGGAAGGGAAGCGUCUCAUGAACCGCCAGACCAAGUUGCUGGUCAGAAAUAUAUUUUAUGUGUUGGAUAAACAAAGAAGUACUGUCAGAAAUGACGUGAUAAUGAAACUGAUGUUAGCUUACGAGGAGUAUUAUAGGAAAUAAAAUU
This is a messenger RNA of Cydia amplana, 3325 nucleotides long. RefSeq lists its product as uncharacterized. The record is from RefSeq and is a predicted model, not a curated record. The coding region runs from base 14 to 2500 and encodes 828 amino acids. Gene Ontology annotation, cellular component: MKS complex; ciliary transition zone. The transcript is spliced from 21 exons. Gene Ontology annotation, biological process: cilium assembly. Lineage: Eukaryota; Metazoa; Arthropoda; Insecta; Lepidoptera; Tortricidae.